UCCGCGCCUGUGGCUCCCUGCUGUUCGCUCCGGAGUCCCGCGGCCCGGGGUGUCGCCUUUCUGCCGCGGGAGGCCGGCGCUGCCCUCCCUGCCUCCCCCUCCCCGCCCCUCCCUCGAUCGCUGUGGUCCGGUAGCUCCUGGCGGGCGGCCUGCGGGCGGGCCGCCCUCUCAUCCUUAGCCCACCCCCUCUUAAAGCCGCGGCGGGAAGAUGAGGUUUCGGGAGCCGCUCCUGGGCGGCAACACCGCGAUGCCCGGCUCGUCCCUGCAGCGGGCCUGCCGCCUGCUCGUGGCCGUCUGCGCGCUGCACCUCGGCGUCACCCUGGUCUAUUACCUCUCGGGCCGCGACCUGAGCCGCCUGCCUCAGCUAGUGGGAGUCUCCUCUCCAUUUAAGGGAGGCACGAACGGCACCGCCGCCACCAAGCAGCCCCUGGGAGAGCUCCGGACUCGGGGCGCACGGCCGCCGCCGCCUCUAGGAGUCUCCUCGAAGCCUCGCCCGGGUCCCUCCAGCCCUGGAGCGGCUUUUGACCCCGGCCCGAAGAGCAACUUGACUUCGGUCCUAGUGCCCCCUACCACUGCACUGUUGUCGCUACCCGCUUGCCCUGAGGAGUCCCCGCUGCUCGUUGGCCCCAUGGUGAUCGACUUUAAUAUUCCCGUGGAUCUGGAGCUUUUGGCCAAGAAGAACCCAGAGAUAAAGAUGGGCGGUCGUUUCUCCCCCAAGGACUGUGUUUCUCCUCACAAGGUGGCCAUCAUUAUCCCAUUCCGCAACCGGCAGGAGCACCUCAAAUAUUGGCUGUAUUAUUUGCACCCAAUCCUACAGCGCCAGCAACUGGACUAUGGCAUCUACGUUAUCAACCAGGCUGGAGAAACCAUGUUCAAUCGAGCUAAGCUCCUCAAUAUUGGCUUUCAAGAGGCCUUGAAGGACUACGACUACAACUGCUUUGUGUUUAGUGAUGUGGACCUCAUUCCGAUGGAUGACCACAAUUCCUACAGGUGUUUUGCGCAGCCAAGGCACAUUUCUGUUGCAAUGGACAAGUUCGGGUUUAGCCUGCCCUAUGUUCAGUACUUUGGAGGUGUCUCUGCUCUCAGUAAACAGCAGUUUCUUGCCAUCAAUGGAUUUCCUAAUAAUUACUGGGGCUGGGGAGGAGAAGAUGAUGACAUUUUUAACAGAAUAGUUCAUAGAGGCAUGUCUAUAUCGCGCCCAAAUGCUGUGGUCGGAAAGUGUCGCAUGAUACGACACUCAAGAGACAAGAAAAAUGAGCCCAAUCCUCAGAGGUUUGACCGGAUUGCGCACACAAAGGAAACUAUGCGUUUUGAUGGUUUGAACUCACUUACGUACCAGGUGUUGGAAGUACAAAGAUACCCAUUAUAUACCAAAAUCACAGUGGACAUCGGGACACCGAGAUAGCAUUUUGGAACAAAAUAAGAGACCUGAAAAUGGCCAGGGACCUCAGACGUGUGUCUCUGCCAGUCGACUGGGCUGGUCCCUCGCAUUUGUAUAAUCCGAAUGAUAGUUGUCCUUGCUAUCAUCCAGACGUCUUUCCAGAUGCCCAGGGUGAAUGUAAUGUUUGCCUUGAACCUGGCUGGACACUGGAUGAGAUUCUACCAGGUGUUGGUCAGUGGGAAAAAGGUCAGCCUUCGGAGGCUUCACCUCUCCAAAGACGCAGAGCUGUGCACAGAGCAUAACUGAGUGACUGUGGCUCCCGUUCCCACUGCUGAAACAUGGGGAAGACUUGGCUUUAAUCGGUGACGUUUAUACUCUAUGACAGAUUGGAGGCUGCUGCUGGAUUCAGAUUGAUGUGAUAUUCUUGGAUUUUUUUUUUAUACAAAAAUCAAAUUUCAAUCAGUCUCAUGUUCUGUGCCUGUCCUACGUUCUCUCAUUGGUGUGCAGCUUGAUGCAUGCCAAUGUGUGCUUUCUUAGCAAAAGAAGUUUAAAACUUGAGCCUGGAGCUUGGUGCCCUGUUAGGGUGUGGAUUCCGAGGCCUUGCCCUCGGAGCAGGGGCCUUGGGUACUCUCAACUCACAUGGCCUGUCUUCAAAUCCCUGUCUGAUUUCUGAAUGUAAAGUUUUGGGGGUUUGGGGGGGCUUGUUUGUUUGUUUAUUUGUUUUUUAAGAAGCAGUUUGCAGUGUUUUAAAGAAUAAAUUGAGUUCUGAUUAUG
This is a messenger RNA of Chionomys nivalis (European snow vole), 2155 nucleotides long. RefSeq names its product beta-1,4-galactosyltransferase 1 (gene B4galt1). The transcript has 6 exons. The coding region runs from base 209 to 1405 and encodes 398 amino acids. Gene Ontology annotation, biological process: carbohydrate metabolic process; protein N-linked glycosylation. The record is from RefSeq and is a predicted model, not a curated record. Lineage: Eukaryota; Metazoa; Chordata; Mammalia; Rodentia; Cricetidae. Gene Ontology annotation, molecular function: cytoskeletal protein binding; beta-N-acetylglucosaminylglycopeptide beta-1,4-galactosyltransferase activity.